Messenger RNA from Drosophila novamexicana, 555 nucleotides. RefSeq lists its product as uncharacterized. NCBI's taxonomy places the organism in Eukaryota, Metazoa, Arthropoda, Insecta, Diptera, Drosophilidae. The transcript is spliced from 2 exons. Gene Ontology annotation, molecular function: zinc ion binding. The record is from RefSeq and is a predicted model, not a curated record. Gene Ontology annotation, cellular component: nucleus. Bases 75 to 539 code for a protein of 154 amino acids.
GAAGCAUGCGUUGCAGCAUAGACUUUUAAAAUUUUAUAACAAGUUCGCUACUAAAUUAUAAUUUUUUGUUCAUCAUGUCCGAGAAUGAAGGAAGCCUUACUAGAAGAAUUGCAUUUGUCAAUCCAAAUGAUUUGGACUUAACCGAUUGCUGCCGAAUCUGCAAAUGUAGAGCAACUGUGGAAAAUGGAAUCAAAUUGCGUCCACUUUUUAAUGGCCGUCGUUUAACACGCAUUAUAGCCAAUACGAUACAUAUCGAGAUUAAAGAUGUUCACGGCUUGCCACGUUUUCUGUGCGAGAAGUGUUUGAACAUUUUGAAAACCUUUUCCAUUUUUCAAGUGGAUUUCCGACGUUCCGAAGAGGAAUUUAAGAUGGCAAUCGAGGCACGCAGGACUUAUCAGAUGGACACCCUAAUGGAAUUUUCCACUGCCAUCGAAAUGGAAAAGCAAAGGGAGAACGAUCAGAAAAACGCGGCACUCGUUACAAAUUUCCUAAAAAAGGCGAAGAAGACUAGCAAAGCGAAAUCGAAACUUCAAAAUUGAAUAUUGAGCAACUAGU